This is a messenger RNA of Hypoxylon fragiforme, 1449 nucleotides long. RefSeq names its product histidyl-tRNA synthetase. Gene Ontology annotation, cellular component: cytoplasm; mitochondrion. The coding region runs from base 1 to 1449 and encodes 482 amino acids. Gene Ontology annotation, biological process: mitochondrial translation. Lineage: Eukaryota; Fungi; Ascomycota; Sordariomycetes; Xylariales; Hypoxylaceae. The transcript is spliced from 2 exons. The record is from RefSeq and is a predicted model, not a curated record.
AUGGCUUCGAAAGAGGCUAAAAUUUCCCUCAAGGCCCCCAAAGGCACCCGCGACUGGUCUGGCCCGGAUUUACUCCUACGAGAUCAUGUAUUCGAAACGAUAAGCAAUGCAUUCAAGCUUCACGGUGGCGUUCCUCUCGAUACCCCUGUUUUCGAGCUAAAGGAGAUUCUGGCCGGCAAGUAUGGUGAAGAGGGGCGCCUGAUAUAUAACCUCGAAGACCAAGGUGGUGAAAUAUGCGCUUUGCGCUACGAUUUAACCGUCCCCUUCGCCCGUUGGCUAGCCAUGAACAACAUACAGCAGAUCAAGCGCUACCAGAUCGCCAAGGUUUACCGUCGCGAUCAGCCUGCUAUAGCCCGCGGCAGGAUGCGCGAAUUUUAUCAAUGUGAUUUCGACAUCGCAGGUACCUAUGACUCCAUGAUCCCCGACGCCGAAAUUCUACGUGUUGUCGUCGAAAUCUUCAAAGCCCUCGACCAAGAAAUAGUCAUCAAGCUAAACCACAGAAAAAUAUUGGAUGGCAUGUUCGCCGUCGCCGGUGUUCCAGCAGAGAAGACCCGUCCCAUUAGCUCGGCAGUGGAUAAGCUAGAUAAGGAACCGUGGGAGACUGUGAAGGCUGAGAUGGUGGAGCAAAAGGGGCUCGCCGUGGAGGUUGCCGACAAGAUUGGCCAAUUUGUGCUAAAUCGAGGCACUAUCGACGAGAUGAUUACAUUUAUAAAAUCCGACGAGAGCCUCGCGGCCAAUGACGAAAUCAAGGCAGGACUUGCCGAUAUGGAACUCCUAUCCUCCUACUCCAAAGAACUAGAUAUCUUCGACACGGUCUCAUUCGAUCUAUCACUCGCCCGUGGUCUCGAUUAUUACACUGGUUUAAUCUACGAAGUCAUCCAGAAACCCCAAACUGCUGAGAACUCAGACGGCACGAAGUCCAAGAAAAACCAGGAUGCAUCAGCUGUGGGGAGCAUCGCCGCCGGUGGCCGCUACGACAACCUCGUCGGCAUGUACGGCAAGAAGCAGAUCCCAUGUGUCGGCAUCUCCUUUGGCGUCGACCGCAUAUACACCAUCAUGAAAGCGCGCCAGGGCGACAACCAAGGACGCGCGCGCCAGGUUGACGUCUACGUGAUGGCUUUCGGUGGCAAGGAGUUCGACGGUUUACUCCUACAGCGCAUGUCCGUGGCGCGACAACUAUGGGAGGGCGGAAUCCGCGCCGAGUUCAGCGCCAAAGUGAAGCCCCGACUACCCCAACAGUUCAAGGCUGCAGAGGAUGUGCCGAUUGGCGUUAUUCUAGGAGCCGAUGAGCUCGCAGAGGGCAAGGUCCGGGUGAAGGUGCUAGGCACCGGAAAGGGAGGCAAGGAGGACGAGAAGGAUCAGGGACAGCUCGUGCCCCGCGAUCAGCUUGUGGAGGAGGUGAAGAAGUUGCUGCAGGCGACGAAUGGCACGAGUUUGCCGAUACGAUAG